Drosophila persimilis is the source of this 1580-nucleotide messenger RNA. RefSeq names its product clavesin-1. The transcript is spliced from 4 exons. The coding region runs from base 229 to 1233 and encodes 334 amino acids. Gene Ontology annotation, cellular component: membrane. NCBI's taxonomy places the organism in Eukaryota, Metazoa, Arthropoda, Insecta, Diptera, Drosophilidae. The record is from RefSeq and is a predicted model, not a curated record. Gene Ontology annotation, molecular function: phosphatidylinositol bisphosphate binding.
CACAUCGUCUCGACGCCAGUUGCGGAGCUCGCACCAAAAGCGGAGGAGAUAGACUGAACCGAUCCCCAAGCAACGCGCGCUAUCACACAUCCCAUAACACACAGAAAGUGUUAUAUAAUUUCUUACAUUUUUCAAUUUUUUUACUUGUGAAACUUCGGUCAUUUUCGCGUACCGUACCCCCAGUACCCAGUACCCAGUACCAGUGCCAGUGCGUAAAUCGAAUCAAAAAUGCUCGAAACAGAGGUGCUGCAACAACCAAAACUCAAUGGUCCCAUGGCCAGCGGUGGCGACUAUGACUACCCGUAUGUGUGCGGCCUCAGUGCCGACAUGAAGGUGGUGGCCAAGGAGGAGCUGCACGAGGACGAGAAUAUACGUCGGCAGGCGCUCGCCCAGUUCCGGGAGUGGAUCGACAAGCAUCCGCAUAUCAAGAAAUGCCGCACCGAUGCCGUCUUCCUGCUGCGCUUCCUACGCACAAAAAAGUUCUCCGUUCCGUCGGCCUGCGAGAUGCUCGAGCGUUACCUGACCAUUCGCCAGCUGUUCCCGCAGUGGUUCCAGCAUCUGGACAUCAAUGAUCCGGCCAUAAAUGAGAUAUUCGAGAAUGGUUACCUGGUGCCGCUGCCUCAGCGGGAUGCCAUCGGGCGCCAGGUCAUCUUCUCGGUGGCCGCAAAGUUCGAUCCUUACAAGUUUACUUCUGUGCAAAUGGCUCGUGUGCACAGCCUCAUUUGCGAGGCCCUUCUGGACGAUGAGGACUCGCAGGUGGCAGGAUACGUAUACAUCAACGACGAGAGUGGCAUGAAUAUGGGAUUUGUCAGCCUCUGGUCGCUGACCGACCUACGCAGCAUUGUCAAGUGCAUCCAGAACUCGACACCCAUGCGACACAAGGAGACCCACUUCGUCAAUAUACCCCACUACGCCAACAGAAUCAUAGAACUGGGCGUGUCUAUGCUCAGCGACAAGCUGAAGAAGCGCAUAAUUGUCCAUAAAAAUGUCGAUGCUCUGUCCAAGUCGAAGAUAGAUCCCGCCAUCUUACCAAAGGAAUAUGGCGGCACUGUGCCCAUGGCGGAGAUGAUUGCCCAGUUCAAACAGAAAUUGGUGCAGCGCCGUGCUGCCAUUCUCGCCCUGGACGACAUGCGCAUCGAGAUCACCAAGGAUGCGGCCAAUUUUGCGGGCAACGAUAUCGGAGACCUCGACGCCGGAGUAGUCGGUAGUUUUAGGAAGCUGGAAGUGGACUAGGAACCCCGCCGGAGGACCUUGAUCGUAGACUAAGCUAGGAUUAGGUCACAUUACCAUUGAGACAACUGACAAAUACGCGCGGGCAUGCACACUUUUCGUACCUAUUUAAAGCAUUAACACUAAAUUAUAUUUGUAACUACAAUGCAAUUGGGAACUCUCUGCAUCUCUCCCUCUCUCCCUCGUCCUUCCCUCCGCUCUCAGGACACACCGAUGCCAGGCGGUACAGGGGUAUCGCCAGAGGACGAAGUUGCGGUUGAGUUUUCGAGUUGUAUCUUCGAUCCAUGCGUUAUGUACUGUUACAAAAAAAUGUCUAUUUAAAUAUAUGUAUAUAUUCUUGUGAAUUUGAA